UAGACGUUUUUAGGUCCCAAAGAUUGAGGAGAUGUUACUAUUGCCCGCCAACAUCCUCUUUUCUUCCGCCAUAUCUCUCUGCUAGGUUCUUCCUCACUCUAUUUCUUUCCCAUCACCAGUUACAGUUUUUUCAGAUUGGAAAUUGAACUUGACAUCAGAACUGGAGGGUGAAUCUUAUACAAGUCAGCAGUGAAAAUGGUUUCUGAAUUAAUAAAUGCCAAUCCCGUAGUGUAUGAAAAGAAGGAGCGUCGAGAUAGAGGCGCGACAGCUGUUGGGGAUGAAUUUGCAGCUGAACCUAUCGACCAGCUAGAAAUUUUUGACCAUAUUAGAGAUAUAAAAGAUCCAGAGCAUCCCUAUUCUCUGGAAGAGCUAAAAGUUAUAACAGAAGAUGCCGUUGAGGCAGAUGACGAGCGAAGCUAUGUAAGGGUCACAUUCACGCCUACCGUUGAACAUUGCAGCAUGGCGACCGUUAUUGGAUUAUGCUUGCGUGUGAAACUUAUGCGAAGUUUACCUUCCCGUUAUAAGGUGGAUAUUAGAGUAGCACCUGGGACUCAUGCUACAGAAGCUGCAGUAAAUAAGCAGUUGAAUGACAAAGAACGGGUAGCCGCAGCAUUGGAGAACCCUAAUCUUGUCGACAUGGUUGACGAAUGCCUCGCUCCAUCUUAUGCCUGAGGAAGCUUUUGUUUAGUAUAUGGAGAUCCAACCGGAAAGGCUUUUCCUCAAGCAUGUUUAUUGGUGUUUGGUUCACUUAUUAGGUUAUGCAAGAAUUGCAAUGUAGGGAUAGUUUAUGCAGGUGACUAAAGAUGAAGGGCAGAGAUUAUAUUUUUCUUAUGCAGCAAAUCGAAUAUUACAUAUAUAUUUUGUGGAAUUUAUGUUGAGAUCAAUUUCUUCAA
Molecule: messenger RNA, 893 nt
Organism: Lycium ferocissimum
Lineage: Eukaryota; Viridiplantae; Streptophyta; Magnoliopsida; Solanales; Solanaceae
Product: protein AE7
Exons: 6
Coding region: 196-672 (158 amino acids)
Biological process (GO): iron-sulfur cluster assembly
Source: RefSeq, a predicted model, not a curated record